AUGAGUAAUACAAAUACUCAAGAACAAAGAAAAUUUAAAAAGCAAAGAUAUGACAACAAUAACAGCAAUAAAGACAGUUUCUCACAGCUAGAUGCAGAUGCAGAUCACUCAAAUGAUGAGUUGUAUGGUUUUAAAGAUUUAUUGAAUUUACUUGGCAAUGAAAAGGGACUGAUAGAAGCUGAUAGUAAUAAUAAUAGUGAUAAUAGUAGUAGUAGUAAUAAUAAUAAGCACAGUGAAAGUGAAGAUGAUUUAGAUUAUAUAGAAAUUCUUUCAAAUUUAAAAUCAAAAAACGAUAUUAAUAAUAGUAAUAAUAGUAACAGUAAUAGAAAUAGAAACAGACAUAUAAGUCGAAUACAGUUGGAUCCUUAUGAUAAUGAAUAUGAUGAUAAUGAAGAUCAAAAUGAUAAUAACAAUAACGGUGAUGAUAAUGAUGAUGUAUAUUAUGAUGAUGAUGGUGAUAGCUAUGAUUACGAUGACCAAGCAAGAAAAGAACAACAGGAGAGAAGACUAUCAAACUUUUUGCUAAGAGCACAAUACGAACUUCAAUAUAAUCAAAAGCAAUCUAUCUAUUCAAGCACAGUCGAUAAGUUACAAGAAGAGAUAACAUUUCUACGAGAUAAAAUAGAAUCAAGAGAAAAUGAAAUAAUAGAUUUAAACUACAAGUUGGAAGCAAGAAAUCGUCUUUUACAUUCAUUACCAAAGGAAUUGGUUUUCAAUUGGAUGAUGACCAACCAAAUUCUUCAGCUUAAUACAGAAAAAUUCGAUUUUAACAAUAAUAAUAAUAAUAAUAACUCUAAAACUGUACAAAAUAACAAUAAUAAUAAUAAUGAUAAUAUUAAAACAAUAAUAUUAUUUGUUUGA
Molecule: messenger RNA, 861 nt
Organism: Heterostelium album PN500
Lineage: Eukaryota; Evosea; Eumycetozoa; Acytosteliales; Acytosteliaceae
Exons: 3
Coding region: 1-861 (286 amino acids)
Source: RefSeq, a predicted model, not a curated record